CUCUCAUUCGAUUGGUGGCUCCCGCCUGCAUCUGCUGGUUCAGCUCUGACUCCCUGCACACGCACGCACACACACAUACACACACUCACACACACACACAUAUAUGCAAGCACGCACACACACACACACAGACACACACACUCCCAUGCUCCCUCUCACACACAGUCUUACACAUACACUACCAGGGGGAUUCCUCCGCCACUGCAGCCUCUGCUCGCUCCACCUGGCUCCUGUCUUCCGCUGUGGGGGGAAAACACGAUCUUAAAUGAUUUUAACUAAAUGGCCGAUGGUUGGAGAUUUGUGCUGAUCCAUCACAGUGCUCCACGAGUAGACGAACACCAGCAGCCUUUAAUCUGGAAAGGAUUUCUCUCUCCGUGCUAAGAGUCUACUAACUGUGUGUAAGGACCACUGGGAGUACAAGAAUCAAGUCAAGGACACGUUCACUCCCACUCAGCUUGCAGGAAGAUGGGAGUAAGAAAAUAAAGAUCUGUGGAAUCGAGAGGAGCUUAAUGAAUUCCAGGGAAUCUUAAAGCGAAUGCUGUGCGUUGGUUUGUGUCCGUGUUAGAGAAUCAGGCAACCAUGUGGACAAUAGCUGCGACCGUCCACUGUCUUCUGGCUUGCUGCCUCCAAUCGGCCGUCGCCACCGAGGACGACGUCCUGCCGCGCAUCAGUUUCCCGUACAAUGCGAAGGAGAGAUCGGCCAAGAGAUUCUCGGCGGACGGCGUUUUCAAUUACACCUCCCUGCUGUUCAGCCAGGAGGACGACAUGCUGUACGUCGGAGCCAGGGAGGCGCUGUUCGCCCUGAGCCUCUCGGACAUCAGCAAGACCAAGCUCCAGAAGAACCUGACAUGGGGCACUCCUGCUGGAAAGAGAGAGGAGUGCAGUUUCAAAGGGAAGAACCUGGAGACUGAUUGCUUCAAUUACAUCAAAAUUCUCCUGCGGCUGAACAGCACUCAUCUCUAUGUGUGUGGCACCUACGCCUUCAGCCCGGUGUGCGCCUACAUAAACACGACGACGUUCACGCUGGAAAGAGAUGAAGUGGGCGAGGUUGUGAUGGAAGACGGGCGCAGCCGCUGUCCCUUUAAUCCGGAGUACAAAUCCACUGCCAUCAUCGUCGAUGGCGAAUUGUACACUGGUACUGUCAGUAACUUCCAGGGGAACGAACCAGUCAUUUACAAGAGUUUGGGUCAGGGAACUGCUCUGAAGACAGAAAACUCCUUAAAAUGGCUGCAAGAUCCGGUGUUUGUCGGCUCGGCUUACAUCGAGGAGAGCCAGCCAAUAGGAAACACUGUGGGUGACGACGACAAGAUUUACUUCUUCUUCAGCGAGGCGGGAAAAGAAUUCGACUUCUUUGACAACACCAUUGUGUCCAGGAUCGCUCGCGUGUGUAAGGGUGAUAAGGGAGGCGAGCGGGUGCUGCAGAAGAAGUGGACCACCUUCUUGAAAGCUCAACUGCUGUGUUCCCUCCCCGACGACGGCUUCCCCUUCAACAUCAUCCAGGACAUGUUUGUCCUGAAGCCCAUGGGAGACAGCUGGGAGAGCACCGUGUUCUACGGAGUGUUCACUUCUCAGUGGUACAAAGGUGCAUCGGGCAGCUCAGCGGUGUGUGCCUUCACCAUGGCCCAGGUGGAAAGAGCCUUCAGUGGGCGAUAUCGAGAGGUCAACAGGGAGACCCAGCAGUGGUACACCUACAACCACCCUGUCCCGGAACCACGGCCCGGGGCGUGCGUGACCAACCACGCCAGGCAAAUGGGCAUCCAGUCGUCCUUGCACAUGCCCGAUAAGGUGCUCAACUUUGUCAAGGACCAUUUCCUGAUGGACAGCGUGAUCCGCAGCUCCCCCCUGCUGCUCAAACGCAGCGUGCGCUACACGCAGAUCGCCGUGCACAAGAUCCAGGGCAUGGAGAGGGCUUACGACGUGCUCUUCAUCGGAACAGAUGAUGGAAAGCUCCAUAAGGCCAUCAAUGCCAAUGAUAAGAUGCACAUCAUAGAGGAGAUGAUUCUGUUUAAGGAGCCUCAGCCCGUGCAGCACAUCGAGCUCGAUCCUCAGAGGGGUUUGUUGUUUGUGUCUUCGUACUCGGGCCUGGUGGAGGUUCCUGUGGCCAACUGCUCCAACUACCUGAGCUGUGGGGAGUGUGUGUUAUCCAGGGACCCCUACUGCGCCUGGACCGGGCGUCUGUGUCAGGACGUCAGGAUGGCGCCACCUGACAGCCACUGGCAGCAGGACGUGGAGGAGGCUGACACAUCAGCGAUUUGUAACAGGACCUCUCCCAUCCCCAGAUCUACCAGACCAGCAGCUUCUCGAGGCUCCCAUUGCCAGCUCAUCAUAAUCCCAGCCAACACAUUCAGAGUCCUGCCUUGUAAGCGGCGGUCCAACCUGGCAAAGAGGAGGUGGCGUUACAGUGACAGCGCCAGCCAGUUCCUCUACGCCACCCCGGAGGGAAACCUGGUAGUGGUGGCUCAGUCCGACAGGAUGGAGACCUACGAGUGCUGGUCAGAAGAAGAGGGCUUCCGCCAGCUGUUGGCCAACUACUGCGUGAAGGCAGAGCCCCGCCAAGAGAGCACGACUCUGAUUGGUCACUCACGCACGCCCCACAUUACGCGGGAGGAGACCAUCAUCCUGCCCGGCGAGUCCCGUUCUGAGCAGGUCCACACCAAGACGUACUGGAACGAACUGAUUGUGGUGUGCGCUCUGCUGGCCUUCUCCCUCGUCGUGUUCUCCUUGUUCGUCAUCUACAGGAACCGCGACCAUAUGAAAUCCAUGCUGAAGCAGGGCGAGUGCCCCAACAUGCAGCAGAAGAAGCCGAGGAUAGUGGGGAAGCCCACCGAGAGCUUACCCCUCAAUGGUAACACCAUCCCUGUUUCCACUUCAGAUCACAAGGGCUACCAGACGUUAAAUGACAACUACAUCUGCAGCACACCCACACACGAGUCAUCACCAGACAACAGCAAGAGCUUCUCAGAGUCGUCCGACAAGCGGCCGCUCAACUUAAAGGAGAGCCAUGUGGAGUACUCCCCAACCUGUCCUCGGCCCAGAGUGAGACUAGGCUCAGAGAUCAAAGACUCUAUAGUUUGAGAGCGCUGCAUUCGCUAAACAGUGACAACCUGCAUCUCCAUGAGGGAUACAGGCCACCAUGCAAAGGAGAGGAGACCCUGACAUCCUCCUACAUCACAGCACAUCUUUUAUUUUAGUCAUCCUAGUCCUGUGAUCAGUGCGGAGGUCAUUUUGCUAAACCAUUUCCACUCCGAAGCCAGCGGUUGGUCCGGUUAACUGUGUAAGUCAGCGAGCAAAAGCAGCACAACACUCUGGUUUUAACCAGGAUCACGAAUCAUGGCGGCUGCUAAGGACAAUUAUAACACAGUCUUUAUUUGAGUCAUCCUCAUGGCCACUAACACCAAAUGUGCGUGAGCACAGGGCUGUGCAAAAGAAUAAAAAUGAAUCAAUAAUCACAAAACUCUGCUCCAGUAUCGAUAUUUCUCCCAGCAGAUGUCCAUCACAUCAUAUCAUUACCGCAGAUAAUCUGUGCUGAUAUUUUACCCAGCCCUCAUAGAAUAAACUUGCACAUUACCUGCAGAAGGUGGCUGCCACAUUGCAGCUAUUAUGCACUCGCCACAGUUACAUGGUGACCAAGAGUUCAGGUUUAGGUGAAUAUAAUACAUGUAAUACAUAUCCCUUAUGAUCCACACAUCCUGGGAGAAAGUCAGAAGCACAUUUGUCCCCUUCUUGUGAAUAAAAUUCAUGGCUGCAUGAGGAUAAAUGUGAUGAAAGAAGAGGUAGAGCAGGAGAAUGGUUGGAAACAUAGGAGCCACAAUGAAAAGGACUGCAACAUGAUGAAAAACGAUCAAAAGGCGUAAUUAUUAAUUAUGCUUCACGGCCUAAAUAAUGACUUUUACCUCCUGAAUGUAUGUUCUCGGAAGAAGGUCUGUUUCACUCACACAGAAUCGCACCCUGGACAAUUUGCGAGCAUUUCUGCCCACCUGAGAAAGACUUCAGUAUCGACCUACAGGAGUGGGCUAACAAAAUGGACUGAGACGCAUAAGCCUGUUUUUCUGAGGUGAAGUGGUUGGGGGGAGGGUGAGGGGAGACCUGACUUUACAAAUGCAGAAAGGCAAGGCAACAGAAGAGGGGACAUCCACAUCUCCACCAUGUUCAGGGCAGCACCGAGAUCAUCAUGUGCGCUGUGCCAAAUAACAAAGAUAACUUGAUUGUCUGAUCUAAAUGCAAUAGUGCCAUUCUGUCAUGACCACUCCCAUCUCAUGCUUUGUGUUAGCAUUGAUCACUGUCAAAGAGCACAUGGUGAUGGACCCAGGGUUGGGUUUCACAAAACGUAUUGUGGCACUAAUAAUAACAAAAUGUGAAGUGCAAAGUUGGGAACUUCUCUAAGACUGUUAGCUCAAAGCAGACGUUACACACUGCGUUGAGCAAAAUAACUGACCUUUGUGUACAAUUUGUACUGGGGCCAAAGGACAUGGCUUGGAGAUGACUUGCCAUGUGUUUGUCAGGUGAGGAAAUAUUCCAGUUUGUUACUGCUUCUUACUGAGGCGUACAGGUAAAACUGCUUGGAGACAAUUGAGGGUGACGGGCGCUGACAGUACAAACCUUUUGGUUAGUGCUGAUGAAAGAGUCACAGAGCACCUAAUAACUAAUGUCGCUGUAGGAGGGGAGAUGUUUAAGAUAUUUAGUGGUCUCCCACCCAGACUGCAGCUGCACAGUGUAGUGAGGCAGAUACACAGAGCCCCCAACACCAGGUUACAUCUUACAUACUCACCAGUCAGAGGUCAAGGUCACGUUAAUGUGAAAGCACAAGUAAUCAGGGUGUUGAAUACUUACAUGUUUGCACAUUUCAGUAAAACGCAUGUUCUAAGAAAUGCAACUACUGAGACAGAAUGUGUAGCUGCUAAGGAAAACAAUUUUCGGAAAUCAGUCAUCACAGGGACCAGUGCAGCCAUCGCGAACACUCUUGCGCCCGCAUCGCUUCGACUUUUGAGACUUAUCAAGCAGAAUUUUCCAAAGACGCAGAAAGCCGAUAGUGUUGAACUGAACGACAAACAUAGGGACAACAUGGCACCAUAUGUCUUAGAGUACAUCACCAGUUCACUGUAUUGAUUGACUAAGCCUACAGUAUAAUAUAUUCCAGUAUCGUACAGAUCAACAUUUUGCUAUUUCGAACACUGAGCAGAUGAUGAAAUGCUAUGUAACUGCUACAAGGUGACAAAGUAACUGCACAGCAUACCGCGCAACAGUGGUCAGUGUUUCCUUUUUCAGUUUUGUUGUGUAUAUAGAGUACCUGUGCUUAAUAUUGUGUGUUUUUAAGGGACCUUGUGCAAGAUGUGUUGUAGAUAUAGUCUUGAAACUAGAGUGAACACUGCUGAUGUUAUUAUUUUUUCCCAUAGUGCUUUACUGCCUACUUCAGCAUCCAUUUCAUUGUGCUGUUAAUUCAGCACCUGGACUGGUUUUCAUCAAGCACGUCAAAGCAGGUGAAAUAUCACUUUUUAUUUUUGUGCUAUACCAAUUUUAAGUGAUAGUUUGACAUCGAAAGAAAUGGGCUUCUAUGACCUGUAAGUCUGACAACACUUUCAUGUCAGCAUGAUGAAUAUGAAGCUAUGACACACAGCUGCUUAGCUUAGCUUAGCUUAGCUUAGCUUAGCUUAGCAAAGUGAAACUGCUUGUCUAGCCUUGUCCAAAUGUAAUUUGCACAGAAACUCCCCUUGAGGUAGCUUAUCAACCAAAUAAUUGAGAAAUGUUCAUCCUUCAAAUUGAACCGUUGAGCUUAUGGUUACAACAUGGUUAGUCGCGUACACAAAGUGCUUAGCGCUCAAGUGGUAACCUCAAGUUGGGAGAACACCCACUACUAGACAACUUGGCAAAUAGAAGCCGCUCCGGCUAACAAACCAGACCUUUGGGAAUAUCAACCUCAGACAUAUUAUAAUAUUUCCACACACACAAUGAAUGCUUGCUUUUAUGAAGUUAUUGUUACCUGUGGAAUAAAUCAUCUUUUUUUGGUCUUAUUCCCCUAACCUAAGCAACAUAUUGAUAACCAAUGUAAGUCAAAUUCUUAGUGAAGAGCAUUGUUCCUCACACUACCUGUUUUUUUUUUUUUUUUUGUUUAUUUAUUUUUUUUUUUUUAACCAAAAAACGUUUCAUUGAACCUGCUUUGAGGUGCUUGGUGGGUAAACUUACAACAUAAAAUGCCUUUAGAUAUCAAGUUAUUCUGCCUUUAGCCGUGUGCCACAUUGUACACCACCCAGCAAUGAGCAUACCAACAGAAACGUGGUGAAUGACGCGAUUGUAGUCCUUGCUGGGCACGCUUAACUCCACAUCACUACACGGGUCCAUAGUAGAUCUACAGAGUCACCCAAGUUACCAUUAACUUUGCCUGCAAACAAUACUGGGAGCUGCUCAAAAUUGUGUACCAUUCUGCAGUCUUUGCUAAUGUAAAAAGUGAAACUGAACUCAUGGAAAACUCAAAGUCAAUAUUUAACAAUAAUAUUACUUCUUAAAGAUGUAAAGAAAAGCUGAUGUUACAGUUUGGCCUUACCAAUUAAUAAUCACUAAAAGUAUUAAUACUAUCAUGGCAUGACAAGCUUUUUUUAUUUAUGAGAAGCAAACCAUAGUGGCAUGGUAAAAGUCCUUUUGAGCAGCUACUCUGUAAUGCAACAUACUGUAAUGGAUAUGAAUGUAGCCAACUAUAUAUUUGUAGAACAUCUACAGCAGUCUAUUUUCCUAAAAUGGCUUAAGUAGGCAAUCCAUUGCAACAUCUCUUCGGGAUUCAGUUUAAAUUGUCAUAACAAAGACACAGCACAGUAGUAAGUAAUGGAUCAUCUGUGCUGCAUGAUGUAGUACUGCAGUGAGACGCGAGUACAGGCCCAAAUCCUCUGUAUCGACUCAAACAUGAGACACAGCGACAGCUUUGCCUCGGCAUACUCGACACCAUAAGCUUAGUUGACUGAAUAACUAUUAGACAAAUGUGGUCUUGCCUGCAUGAUUUCUUUUUUUAGUUGUUGUGUACAAAUAACAUUGUGAACUGUAUUUUUUGUAUCAUUGAGAUUGUGACUGUUGUUUUUAUUAUAUUGUACAUAAAAAGCACUUUAUUUUAAUUUUUUAAGAUAAAUGAAUAAAAUACAUGUUUUGACA
Messenger RNA from Mugil cephalus (flathead mullet), 7134 nucleotides. RefSeq names its product sema domain, immunoglobulin domain (Ig), transmembrane domain (TM) and short cytoplasmic domain, (semaphorin) 4Bb (gene sema4bb). The coding region runs from base 580 to 3075 and encodes 831 amino acids. Gene Ontology annotation, biological process: negative regulation of axon extension involved in axon guidance; neural crest cell migration; positive regulation of cell migration. Gene Ontology annotation, molecular function: chemorepellent activity; semaphorin receptor binding. The transcript is spliced from 15 exons. NCBI's taxonomy places the organism in Eukaryota, Metazoa, Chordata, Actinopteri, Mugiliformes, Mugilidae. The record is from RefSeq and is a predicted model, not a curated record.